AUGGAAAGUUAUGCACACUCUAAUGAACGGGUGUUAACAUCGGGUGAUAAAGUGACCGGAAAAUGUAUAAUUGAAAUAGAUGGCGUGCUCAAAUUGUCACAGAUUGUAAUAAACAUAAUUGGCUUUGAAUACGCUAGAAUUGAACAAGGUAGAUCUACAUACUACGGACAUGAUCGAUUUUUAAAAGUUGAUUUCAAUUUCGUGGGUCAAGCCCUGGAUAGGGAAAUAGGCAAGGGCCUUCACGAAUUACCCUUUGUACUUCCGCUACCAAAUGAAGGUAUUCCAUCGAGUUUUAAGGCGAGGAACGCUGCCGUCGAGUACUCUAUUAAUGGAAUGUUACGAAAGCCUCAAAUAUUUAAGAGAAAUCACCGUGUUGAUAAAAUACCAUUUAUUGUGGAGGCGCCCUUUAUUCUACCUGAGCUAAUGUUACCAAGGCAAAUGGUGAGCGAAAAGCAAAUUGGUUUGCUUGCCAAUGACGGUUCUGUUCGGGGCACAGUGUCCGUCCCAAUGGACAUACCCUUGUCUAUGGAAGCAACGCACAUUUCCAUCACGUACGAAUUACGCUUCACUGUAAAAAUACCUGUCCAACUUCUCUUGGGUGAACUUCUCUUGGAUGAACACCUCCUCAUAAUGAACGAGACGCAUCCGAUGCUCAGAUAUUUGAACAAUUGGCCAAAAUUAUAA
Messenger RNA from Medioppia subpectinata, 684 nucleotides. The record is from the annotation of a GenBank genome assembly. NCBI's taxonomy places the organism in Eukaryota, Metazoa, Arthropoda, Arachnida, Sarcoptiformes, Oppiidae.